AUAAUGGGAUGUGUCCCUCGCAACAUUUCUUGUUCCAUCUUUCCCCGCAGGUAUUCGUCCAAAAACAAAUAGAAUAGGAAUGGGUAUCCAGAACUCGGCAAAUCUGAAAGCAGUCAUUCGCCCGUCAGUCGAGAAAGCACUCUCUCUAACAAUCCCAAAAACCCAGCGGGCGGCAGUUGCAUUUACUCAUGGUGGAAAACUUGAGAUCAAAACCUCUGAACCAGUUCGUGAACCUGGACCUGAAGAUGUCUUGGUUCAUGUCGUGAAAACUGGAGCUUGUCAUACCGAUCUUCAUGCUUUGAGUGGGGACUGGGAGUUGAAGAGUAAGAUGCCUUUAAUUGCUGGUCAUGAGGGUGCAGGAUAUAUUGUGAAAGUUGGCGAGCAAGUCACGAAUUACAAGCCUGGAGAUCGUGUUGGUAUCAAAUGGAUCCAUGACACAUGCGGUAUCUGCGAGUUUUGUUUGAGUGCGCGUGAGACUGUUUGUCCGAAUCAAGAAACCUCGGGAUUUACUGUUGAUGGAAGUUUUCAAGAGUAUGCCGUUGCGAAAGCACGCCAUGUUGUUCCCCUACCCGAAGGGUUGAGUUAUGAGCAAGCGGCGCCCAUACUUUGUGCCGGACUUACAGUAUACAGGGGUCUAAAAGAGACCGAGGUUAAACCUGGACAGUGGGUGGUCAUUUCUGGCGCUGGCGGGGGUCUCGGGCAUUUGGCAGUACAAUAUGCGAAAGCAAUGGGAAUGAGGGUCGCUGCGAUAGAUGCCGGCUCCAAACGAGAAUUCUGCGAAUCCCUUGGCGUCGAUGCUUUCUUUGAUUUUCAAAGUGAAAAGAAUCUCAGUCAAGCUAUACUUGAUACUACUCAUGGAGGGGCGCAUGGGGCCUUACUUGCCGUUGCUAACCCAGAACCGUACAAGCAAGCCCUUGGGUAUCUUCGAACCUGGGGUACACUGGUUACCUUAGGUUUGCCCAAGCGCGGCUCAGAGAUCCCUGUAGAUAUUUUCGAUACCGUCAUGAGACGAUUGACGGUUAGAGGCUCCAUUGUUGGUAGUCGUAUCGAAGCUAUCGAGGCUUUGCAAUUCGCUGCUCGAGGUGAAGUUAAGGUGCAUCUUGAAGUCCGACCCCUGAGUCAGCUCCAGGAGGUUCUGGAAAGUAUGGCAAAAGGGGACAUCAAGGGUAGGAUUGUGUUGGAUACUAGUAAAUGAGCAAAGCACUUGUGUGUGCGAUUCGCGCAAUCAGCUACAGAUUGUAUGUUUGUAAAUUUACUUUUCAUUGCAAAAAUUGGGAAUUACUGAAUUCGACAUAA
This is a messenger RNA of Spizellomyces punctatus DAOM BR117, 1296 nucleotides long. RefSeq lists its product as uncharacterized. The coding region runs from base 80 to 1195 and encodes 371 amino acids. Lineage: Eukaryota; Fungi; Chytridiomycota; Chytridiomycetes; Spizellomycetales; Spizellomycetaceae. The transcript is spliced from 8 exons. The record is from RefSeq and is a predicted model, not a curated record. Gene Ontology annotation, molecular function: zinc ion binding; oxidoreductase activity.